This is a messenger RNA of Molossus molossus (Pallas's mastiff bat), 1554 nucleotides long. It is a transcript of the gene FAM199X, whose product is annotated as family with sequence similarity 199, X-linked. The record is from RefSeq and is a predicted model, not a curated record. The transcript is spliced from 6 exons. The coding region runs from base 328 to 1488 and encodes 386 amino acids. NCBI's taxonomy places the organism in Eukaryota, Metazoa, Chordata, Mammalia, Chiroptera, Molossidae.
GGCCGGCGCAGUGGGCGGGCCUGGCGGCGGCCACAGCACUGCACAGAGGAGGCUGGGCUGGUUAGCAGUAGCAGCGGCGAUUGGGGCGGCUGUGGAGGCCACUCGGGAACUGACUUGAGGGCCGACGGGUUGCGGUGGCGUGGAGCAGCCUCUUUGCGCAGCGCAGCACCCCCUGGGCAGCGGCGGGCCGACGCUCUGCUUGCCGGCGAACUGCGGCGGGCACACCCAGGCGCAGCGGUGACUGUAUACAGGUUAGAGUGGGGGCAGGGGCGGACGUGGGAGCAGCCGGGGACCAGAGAGGUAGCUUGAGCCCGGCCAUCUCCAGCCAUGUCUGACGAAGCGUCGGCCACCACUUCGUAUGAGAAGUUUCUGACGCCCGAGGAGCCCUUCCCGCUUCUGGGACCCCCUCGAGGUGUGGGCACCUGCCCGAGCGAGGAGCCGGGCUGUCUGGACAUCAGCGACUUCGGCUGCCAGCUGUCGUCUUGCCAUCGCACCGACCCGCUCCACCGCUUUCACACCAACAGGUGGAACUUAACUUCUUGUGGAACAAGUGUUGCCAGCUCAGAAUGCAGUGAGGAGCUGUUUUCAUCAGUUUCUGUUGGAGAUCAAGAUGAUUGCUAUUCCCUGUUAGAUGAUCAAGACUUCACUUCUUUUGAUUUAUUCCCUGAGGGGAGUGUCUGCAGUGAUGUCUCUUCUUCUAUUAGCACAUACUGGGAUUGGUCGGACAGUGAGUUUGAAUGGCAGUUACCAGGCAGUGACAUUGCCAGUGGGAGUGAUGUGCUUUCUGAUGUCAUACCAAGUAUUCCAAGUUCACCUUGCCUGCUUCCUAAAAAGAAAAACAAGCACCGGAAUUUAGAUGAACUUCCUUGGAGUGCAAUGACAAAUGAUGAGCAGGUGGAAUAUAUUGAGUAUCUGAGUCGUAAAGUCAGUACUGAGAUGGGUCUUCGGGAGCAACUUGAUAUUAUUAAAAUAAUUGAUCCUUCUGCUCAAAUCUCCCCUACAGACAGUGAGUUUAUUAUUGAACUUAACUGUCUUACAGAUGAAAAACUGAAGCAGGUCAGAAACUACAUCAAGGAGCAUAGCCCUCGCCAACGGCCUGUAAGAGAAGCCUGGAAGAGAAGCAACUUUAGUUGUGCGAGCACCAGUGGAGUGAGCGGUGCCAGCGCCAGCAGCAGCAGUGCCAGCAUGGUCAGUUCUGCAAGCAGCAGUGGGUCCAGUGUCGGAAACUCCGCUUCAAACUCCAGUGCCAACAUGAGUCGAGCGCACAGUGACAGCAACCUGUCUGCAAGUGCAGCAGAGCGGAUUCGGGAUUCAAAAAAGCGAUCCAAACAACGGAAGUUGCAGCAGAAGGCCUUACGCAAGAGGCAGCUGAAAGAGCAGAGGCAGGCUCGGAAGGAGAGGCUCAGUGGGCUCUUCCUUAACGAAGAAGUGCUGUCCUUGAAAGUGACUGAGGAAGACCACGAAGCAGAUGUAGAUGUUUUGAUGUAAUAAGAGUGAAGUUAUCAGCAUUCUUUCUAAGCAUUAAAGCAUUCUAUUCUUAUUUGUUUACAUGCA